AUGAGUGCCAUCCGAGGCUUUCUCAACGUCUUCAAAGCCCCUGCGGUCCAAGCGGGGACAAUCAUCAACCUUAAACCCCUCAGCGACUCCAGCGCUGCCACCCGCCUGGGCACAGCAUUCCUCCAGCGCUGCAACCCCUUCAUCAACAUCCCCAACGACGCGCGCCUCGAAAACACAUUAUGCGAAGUCCGAUACAUCGACCGCACGUUGCGCGACCUCAUGGUUCCUACAUCGUUACCCGGCGACGAUUAUAAUCUCUGCUCGAAAUUACUACGCAGUCUUGAAACGCGCCGCGAUUUAACAUGGCUUGUGCUUCGGGAAACGGAUAUUAGAGAUACCAUUAGCGCUAUUGCAAGAAGAGGUGGACGACGGGCUCCUAUUCCUGAUGAGCCGCAUGAUUUGCAUUCUAGAGUAAAAGCUCUUGAAAGUCAUUGGUCUGCGCUGGAAAAACGCCAUACCAAGCUUAGAGAGUGGGAACCUAGAUAUACCACGCAACCACAGCCGCCAUUGCUAGAGGGACAAGAGGAGUUUGAUCUCGACUUGAGCGAUGAGCAAGCUACACAUGCAGAGAUUGAGUAUCGCGAAUGGAGGUCUGAUCGGGAUAGAAAAGUCUCGUAUCUAAAACUCAAUCCUCCCGAGCCAUCAGCCUUCGUCCCCGUCGAACGUCGCGAAAUCCAAACCGACGAAACAUGGAAUAUCCUCCCUACGUCAAACAGCCACCGCAGCAAACGUCUCCUACCGGUCUGGACACCGAUUAUUUUCCAAGAAGUCCCGCUUGACUGGGAGAGUCCAGAAGGUGCUUUGCUAAGUACCCGGGCGGAGAGAAGACGACGGGACGAGUUUAGAAGAAGAGAGAAUAACCGACGAGAGAAGAAGUAUGAGUUUCAACGAAAGCUUUUGAAAGAGAUGAGCGCUGCAUGA
Messenger RNA from Fusarium coffeatum, 921 nucleotides. RefSeq lists its product as uncharacterized. The transcript has a single exon. Lineage: Eukaryota; Fungi; Ascomycota; Sordariomycetes; Hypocreales; Nectriaceae. The record is from RefSeq and is a predicted model, not a curated record. The coding region runs from base 1 to 921 and encodes 306 amino acids.